Messenger RNA from Brassica oleracea var. oleracea, 526 nucleotides. RefSeq lists its product as uncharacterized. Bases 134 to 526 code for a protein of 130 amino acids. The record is from RefSeq and is a predicted model, not a curated record. The transcript is spliced from 3 exons. Gene Ontology annotation, molecular function: zinc ion binding. Lineage: Eukaryota; Viridiplantae; Streptophyta; Magnoliopsida; Brassicales; Brassicaceae.
AAUAAGAUCUGAAACCCUAAUAUCAUUUUCCCCCAAAUCGAUUUGGGGAUUUUCUUGACACACCAACCCUAAAAAUUGCGAUUACAACUCAAAAUCCUCCAAUCUCACACGAUUGACUUCCCUUAGCACGAAGAUGAGUUCGGAUUCGACAGCUGAGAGUUCAACCGUGAACACAUACGGUAUUCGCGGGUUUCCGGCGAGCUGUGUUUGCGGGACUAAGACAACAAUCUACACGUCUGAGACUAACAAGAAUCCGGGGAGACCUUUCUUCAGAUGUCUUACGAGAAGAAAGAACCACUUGUUUAAAUGGGUUGAGGAGGCUGUUUAUGAAGAGGUUCAAGAUGCCUUACCAAAGAUUGUACUGCUUGAAGCUGAGCUUAACAAAGAAAAAUCUGAUAUUGAGGAUUUGAAAGGCGUGGUCACUGAGUUGAUGGAAGAGGUUGUAAGAGCCAAAACAGAGGUGAAGAGGUGUAAGGUGAUGAUGACGAUCUUGUUUGUGAUCAUCUUCUGUUUGCUCUUCUCAUAA